AUGGAUGAAGUGCAAACUAUAGAGGCAGCCGUCCUAUCCUUCUAUCGGGGUGGGUCCGAACAGCAGAAAGAAACCCACAAAUGGCUACAACAGGUGCAGAACAGUCCACAGGCCUGGUCUUUCUGUUGGGAGCUGAUGCAGCUAAACAAAUCGUCCGAGAUUCAGUUUUUCGGAGCAAUCACACUGAAUUCAAAGCUGCGCAGCGAUUGGGUGGAAGUGCCGAAGGAAGCACAUCACGAACUUAAGCAGAAGUUGCUAGAAACGAUCGUUCUCUUCGGAAACGGUCCGAAAAUCGUUCUGAACAGGCUGUGUAUCUCGCUUGGUCUCUUUAUCGUGCAUAUGCUGCGACAUCCGACAGUAAUAGAGGAGGUGACCAAUAUGUUUCUGCACGAACAGUUGGGCAACCUUUCGAAAGUAACCCAGAUCGAGAUCCUGAUGGCGGUGCUGGAGGGCAUCCCGGAGGAGGUGAAAACCAUACGCACACAGAUCCCUCGGUCGGUGGUAUGCGAGGAGCUGAACCGGAAUGCGGAAUUCGUCAUGCAAACCGUGGUGACGUACCUGAACGAGAAGCUUAGCCACAGUGCGGUCGAACCGCACGAUAUGAAUGGGUUGAUAAAUGCGGCCAAAUGUACCGGCACUUGGGUCACGCACGGAAACGUGCAUUUGAACGAUCGGGAAGCCAUGAUACAAACACUGCUAAAAGCCGUCCACUACUGCUAUUGGAAGGAACCGAAGGACGACGGUUGUCUGAUGCCGGAAGAGAACGAACUGGUGGAGACGGCACUUAAAUCAUUGGCGAACAUUAUCUCUUCGUACGCGACCCAAAGUACGAAAUAUUCCUUCACCAUUAUCAACUACAUGAAGUUGUUUCUGGACGUGCUCGUGCCCAUCCUGGACGCGGAGUAUAAAGAGAACAAUGACAACGAAAAUCUUGCCCUUAUAAUCUAUGCCCUGUUCAUCUCCACCCUCGAGUGCUUUUCGUCGGCAAUCUUCGCCGGCAUCGCGACGGAUUCGGAAGAAGUGUCCAAGGUGUACACCCGGACUGUCGAUAUGUUGAUCAAAUGUACGGACAAACCGGGCACCUAUCCGGUGGAUGAAUCGUGCAGUACCUACGCGAUGGAGUUUUGGUACAUGUUGCAGGAGGAGGUCCUUUCCAUGGAUAAUGGCGAACGCAAGAAACGUUGCCUGGAAGCCAUCAAACCAGUAUACGCACACGUGGUGAAGGUGUUGGUACGAAAAUCCCAACUGCCCACGGAAUCUUCCCUGCACAAGUGGAACGACGAUGAUCUGGAAGCGUUUCGCUGCUAUCGGCAAGAUAUCGGUGAUACGCUGCUCUCCUGUCAUGACGUGCUGAACGAUCUCAUGCUGGAUGUGUUGUCGGAAGCGCUCGACGAAUCGAUCAUGUACCUCAGCUAUGAUCCACAGUCGACGGAAAGCUGGACGCUACUGGAAGCGACCAUACAUGCGUUCUGCUCCAUUGCACAAAAGAUCGAGUACACCGAACAUCAGCAGAUUGUGAAGCUGCUCAAGAUACUGAACGAAAUCCCGUACGAAAAGUAUAACGACAAGCUGUUCGGGAUGGCACUCGAGACGGUCGGUGCGUACAGCGAGUGGAUCGGGGACAAUCCCAAAUAUCUCCCGCCCGCCAUCACGCUCCUGGUGAAGGGACUGAACUCCACCAAAGCUUCCCAGGCAACGCUCGGUUUGAAGGAUCUCACAUCCGAAUGCCAAAAGGAGGUAAUCCCGUACGCACUACCAUUGCUGGACGCAUGCCGAACGGCCCUCCAGGAAGGUCACCUGAAGAAUGCGGAAAUGAUCCGACUGAUGUACACCGUGGGUAACAUACUGAGCGUGAUUUCAUACGAAAACAUUAUCCUCUACCUGGACGCGAUGGUUUCGCCCUGCUUCGAGGAGCUGCAGAUACACGUACAAAACAACGAUCGGACUGAACCGACCAAGGCACGGGUUGUGCUUCGGCUCGAAAUGAUCUCGAAGCUGUUCUCCUCCCUAAACAUCCGGAAGCCGACGGAGGGCGACAUGGAUAAGGGUUUGGGACCGGACGCACAAAAGCUACCUUUUCCCGGCGCACCGGCGGUACCGGGUGCGCCCGUACAACCAAUCUUGCUGAUACUGGAGAAAACGAUGGGACUGCUGAAGGAUCUGUGUACACUGUGGAUACACGACGAGACGGUCAUCGAUACGCUGUGCAAAGCGUUACAGCAAGCGCUCACGAAUCUGAUGGAUGACAUUAAACCGCUGCUUACGGAGAUGUGCUGUCUGGUGCUAUCGAUCCUGAACACGAACUGUGUCGUAUCGGCGGCAGAUAUUGCGGGGAAUUUCAUUUUGAUGUUUUACAAAGAUCAAGACUCUAGGCAACUCAUGGUACAACUGUUUACUGCCAUCAUGGACUACAACUUUAACCAGAUGCAGCAAAAUUUGGGAAAACUCUCCCGGAUAGCGGAUUUGAUUGAAACGUUCUACGCGUUCAAUACGAGAAUAUCGAAAAAGAUCCCUAUUUGCUACAGCGAGGUCCAGGUUGACUGUAUGAAGCUAGUCGAUUUCGCCACCAAGUGCAUGAUGUUACCCGAGACCGGACCGAUGAAGAAAAGUGUAGCGUUCAUUACGAUGUUCGUGAAGGAAUCGACCAAUCAUCCAGUGAUGAUGAAUGUCGUACUGGCACAGGGUGAAAAUAUCGUCCGAUCUACCUUUCUGUGCAUCGGCGGUACAGCGCUUCGCACACAGGUGGAAAUAUUUGCCGACAUCUUUCUCGCCCUUAACUUCCGCUAUCCGACAGAGUUUAUCCAGUGGAUGAAGCUGCUGGAGAUAUCAAACUUUCCGACCGCAUUCGUUAGCGCUAACGAUAAGGAGCAAUUUAUGCGAAAAGUCAUCAAGGAACGUGUCAACAAGCGGCUCGUGCAAGACCAUGUGCGAAAAUUUGCUGCACUCUGCAGGAACAUUGUUGAGUAUGAGAACAAAUAA
This is a messenger RNA of Anopheles marshallii, 2979 nucleotides long. RefSeq names its product importin-13 (gene cdm). Gene Ontology annotation, biological process: protein import into nucleus. The coding region runs from base 1 to 2979 and encodes 992 amino acids. Gene Ontology annotation, cellular component: nuclear membrane; cytoplasm. The record is from RefSeq and is a predicted model, not a curated record. The transcript has 8 exons. Lineage: Eukaryota; Metazoa; Arthropoda; Insecta; Diptera; Culicidae. Gene Ontology annotation, molecular function: small GTPase binding.